AUGCUCUUGAUAGCGACUCGUACUCCCGAAGGAAAAAUCCGUGCUGGGACUUCACCAGUGGAGAUGAUCGGGCUUGACACAGGAGUUGAUGAGCAGAAAAGCUCAUUCGUUUCCGUGACAUUGGAGUCCAUGGAUGAUGAAAAGAAUCUGUUGAACAAGGAGAAAUGCCACCUAAUCCGGAAUUUAAAUAAAUACGUGCUGGAAAACAUGACCAUAGUCAUUGACGGGGACGAGGUGAAUUUUGGAAGUGAUGUAUGUCCAUCGCUCAAACAAUGCACUCUCAGCAACACUAUUGCCGAUAUCUUUUUUGAUACGUUUUGGAAUAGUCGACUUCGAGCUGAUCCACGGAUCAAAAUCGAAUAUCCAAUAAUGACGUUCUUCGAGAAUAAAAUGUUUCUACCAACACAUCUCUAUGGUGUACGAUUGGACGGUAAAAAUGAGAUCAAAUACGUUGAAAUGGUUCAUCUGAUCUAUCAAAUCCCCUCAUACAAUAAUACAUCAUCAGACGAUGUGUCCGUAGCAUUUUCGAAUGCGUUACGUAAUGUGCUUGGCACUCCGCUGGCUCCGUUCAGGACCUCAAUAUUCAGUCACUCAAUUUUGAAAGAGGAAAUGCAAAAAAAUGCCACCUAUACGAUACCGUUUAUUUCGUUGACAAUUCUGCUGCUUGUCAGUUUCACCGUCGGAUCGUGCAUGACUGGUGAUUGGAUCACUUCGAAACCGAUUGAAGCAAUGAUUGGCGUACUCACAUCCACAAUGGCUAUCAUCAGUGCUGGCGGCGUUCUUUUUGCUCUUGGUGAGCCUUUUAUUUAUCAGGUCACAGUUAUGCCCUUCAUCGCGUUGGCGAUUGGUGUAGAUGACGUCUACGUGAUGCUGGGAGCUUGGCAGGACACACGACGUACUUUAUCUCCUGAAAAGAGAAUGGCGCUAGCUCUGGAAGAAGCGGGAAGCGCUAUUUCCGUCACCUCAAUAACCUCGAUUUUAUCGUUUGGAAUCGGUUCCUUUUCUUCCACACCUGCUAUAUCGAUUUUUUGUAAAUUCAUCAUGGUCGCAGUAGCAUUUGAUUGGUUCUAUCAGUUGACCUUCUUCGCUGCUGUCAUGGUUUUAGGAGCGAGAAGAGAAGCGGCUGGAUAUCAUUGUAUUUUUGUCUGGAAAAGAUGUGAAAAGGGCGAAAUUGAGAAGGCCAAAGCUCCGGAUGCUAUUUCUCCUACGCGACAUUUCUUCUGCAACGUAUUUGCUCCACUUCUUUGUCAUCCGGCAUCUAGAAUUACUAUUGUUAUAGUUUACAUCUGCUACAUAUUCAUGGCUUUCUAUGGAUGCGCGCAACUGGAGCCGAACUUAACGCCAUCACGACUAGUGGUCGACGAUUCCCCUCUUCUUCAUUACCUCCAUCUAGCGGAAAAUAGAAUUUGGGCAGAAGGUCUGAUCGGAAGAGUAUAUAUUAAUAAAGCUCCGGACUUUAAGGAUCCUCAUCAGAUUGAAAGAGUCCUAAAUCUUGUUCAUGAUCUGGAAAGCACACCGUAUUCGAUGGGACCUAAUUCGACCUCAUUCUGGUUAAAAGACUUCAACAACUACAGGCAGUAUUUUGUGGAUGAUAAUGAAAGAUUUUAUUCCACGUUGAAAUCCUUCUUACAAGUUUCAUUCAACAACCAUUGGGAAACAGAUAUUCAAUGGGCGAAUUACGGGCAAAAGAAUGAACGUGUGGAUAAAUUUGUAUUCACCACAGCGUUCAAGAUAGCAAGUUGGAAUGUUCGAACGGAACUGCUGCUGAUGUGGAGAAAUAUCACCAGUCAUUAUCCGGAUCUGCAAGCAUUUGUUUUCGAUGAGAACAAUUUUUAUUCGGAUCAGAUGCUCGAACUUCAAACCACUACUCUUCAGUCACUUGGAACCGCGAUUCUCACGUUGAUAUCAGUAUGUAUACUUUUUGUUGCGGAAUCGUCGAUAGUUUUCUGGGUAACGUUCAGUUUGAUCUCGAUGGAUAUCGGUACAGCUGGCUUCCUCUCAUUAUGGGGUGCUGAUCUCGAUCCUACCACUGUCGUUAACAUUUUGAUGUCUAUUGGACAAUGUAUUGAUUUUGCCACGCAUGUCGGAUAUCGUAUUUAUCGAUCGGAAUGUAAGGAUCCGAAUGAACGAAUUCGUGAUGCUAUGGGCGCUAUAGCAUGGCCGGUACUACAAGCGGGAAGCUCCACUCUCCUGGCGAUUGUUGUGAUGAUUCUUGUUCCCUCAAAUGCUGUUCGAAUGUUUGCACGAACAUCGGUGUUGGUUGUCGCUACGGGAUUAUUUCAUGGAUUAUUCGUCUUACCUGUCAUCAUACGAACAUUCGCCAGUCAUGCAAAAGCUCAUGUUCCAACGGCAAGGAAUGAUUGA
Necator americanus (New World hookworm) is the source of this 2364-nucleotide messenger RNA. RefSeq lists its product as uncharacterized. The record is from RefSeq and is a predicted model, not a curated record. Gene Ontology annotation, biological process: molting cycle, collagen and cuticulin-based cuticle; endocytosis. The coding region runs from base 1 to 2364 and encodes 787 amino acids. Gene Ontology annotation, cellular component: plasma membrane; cytoplasmic vesicle membrane. The transcript has 19 exons. Lineage: Eukaryota; Metazoa; Nematoda; Chromadorea; Rhabditida; Ancylostomatidae.